Messenger RNA from Drosophila grimshawi, 640 nucleotides. RefSeq names its product single-stranded DNA-binding protein, mitochondrial (gene mtSSB). The transcript has 4 exons. Gene Ontology annotation, cellular component: mitochondrial nucleoid. Lineage: Eukaryota; Metazoa; Arthropoda; Insecta; Diptera; Drosophilidae. The coding region runs from base 61 to 501 and encodes 146 amino acids. The record is from RefSeq and is a predicted model, not a curated record. Gene Ontology annotation, molecular function: single-stranded DNA binding. Gene Ontology annotation, biological process: mitochondrial DNA replication; positive regulation of helicase activity.
UCAAAACAGCUGUUUGCAGAAUUAAAAUCGCAUUGCCGCUACAUAAAACACGCCAAGAAAAUGAUGCAACAAAGUAAACGUAUUCUUAAGCCUGCAUUGAAUGCACUUUGGAAUUUACCGGCACGCGGUGCUGCCAGUACAACGGGAGGCGCACCCGCCAAAAUUGAAAAAACUGUUAACACUGUGACAGUUUUGGGGCGUGUGGGUGCCGAUCCGCAGUUGCGCGGCUCCCUGGAGCAUCCGGUUGUAACAUUCUCGGUGGCCACACACACAAAUUACAAAUAUGAAAACGGUGAUUGGGCUCAACGUACCGACUGGCAUCGCGUGGUGGUCUUCAAGCCCAAUUUGCGCGACACAGUGAUGGAGUACCUGAAGAAAGGGCAACGCACCAUGGUUCAGGGCAAGAUUACAUAUGGAGAGAUCACCGAUCAGCAGGGCAAUCAGAAGACGAGCACCAGUAUCAUUGCCGAUGAUGUGCUCUUUUUCCGCGACUCUCACUAACCUACAUCAUAAUACAAACCAAACAUCAUUCUUAUCUGUACAUUAUUAAGAACAAAGUUGAACUUGAUUUGCAUUUACAUACAUAUGUAUCAUAUUCAUUUUAUAAUUGGUUAUUUUUUAAAUACAUUAAAAUUAUGCU